Molecule: messenger RNA, 846 nt
Organism: Schizosaccharomyces osmophilus
Lineage: Eukaryota; Fungi; Ascomycota; Schizosaccharomycetes; Schizosaccharomycetales; Schizosaccharomycetaceae
Gene: rrp36
Product: rRNA processing protein Rrp36
Exons: 2
Coding region: 1-846 (281 amino acids)
Biological process (GO): maturation of SSU-rRNA from tricistronic rRNA transcript (SSU-rRNA, 5.8S rRNA, LSU-rRNA)
Cellular component (GO): 90S preribosome; nucleolus
Source: RefSeq, a predicted model, not a curated record
AUGAGCAAAAACGCGUUGAAAAAAGGAAGCUUGGCACACGUAAACGUCGAAGAGGAUGAUCCAGUUAGUAGUUCAGAUGAAUUGGUGUCAGAAGAAGAGUUUAAUGGAAUGGAAGAAAGUGAGCCAGAGGCGAUCUCAGAUGUGGAUGAGAAGUCUGCUAAAACCCAAAUUUCGGAAAUUCCAUUCGAUACUCUGUUGGCCGCUCAAAAGAAAUUAAUGGCGGAACAGAACAAAACUGAAAAGAAAGAAUCUGCGGUUAUUAGGAAGAAAUCACAAAAAAGAGAUGAACAUGAAGCACAUGAACGUGCUGAAAGAAAAAAGCACGCACCGAUGGAAGUAUCUAGCAAGAAACCAGUUACUCGGUUUCGAGAGGUUGUGAAUGUUCCCAAAAAGUUUACAAGAGACCCUCGAUUCGAUUCUCUUUCCGGGAGUCUAAAUAAAGAGAAGGUUAAAAAUAACUACUCGUUUGUUUUUGAUUACCGGAAAAAGGAAAUUGAGCUUCUUCGCGAAGAGCUGAAAAAAUGCAAAGAUCCCGAACGCGCAGAAACUAUAAAGACAACACUAAAAUCUCUUUUAUCAAAGAUGGAGAGACAUAUUGAAGAAGAAAGAACAGGCCGAGUUUUGCGCGAACAACGUGCUAACGAAAGAGAGCAAGUUAAGGAAGGAAAGAAGCCAUUUUAUAUGAAGAAGAGUGACCAGAAGAAGUUGGUUCAAUUGGAUAAGUAUAAAUCUAUGGAAGGAACGAAGAAACUGGAUCGUUACUUGGAAAACAAAAUGCGAAGACGCGCUCAAAAGGAAAAAAAGCGACUACCUCGUGCACGUUCGGCUCCAUCUUCCAGCUCUUAG